Humulus lupulus (European hop) is the source of this 1590-nucleotide messenger RNA. RefSeq lists its product as uncharacterized. The coding region runs from base 607 to 1590 and encodes 327 amino acids. The transcript has 3 exons. The record is from RefSeq and is a predicted model, not a curated record. NCBI's taxonomy places the organism in Eukaryota, Viridiplantae, Streptophyta, Magnoliopsida, Rosales, Cannabaceae.
CCCAGAUUUAUUCCCGUCGAAGCUGCGGUGGUACUCCGGCCAGCACCCACCUCGUCCCUCCUCCCACUUGCGUCAUCAUCUCCACAGCCACCAGCCCCUUUUACACUCUUGGUCCCGAACCCACGAACCCAUCCCCUCCGCUUGGUCCCGACGCUGAACCCACCCACAUUUCAGCCAUAUCGUCGAGCCCACGUCGCCGGAGCCCAAGGUUUACAACACCUAAGACCCCACACUCCCCUUGCAAGCCCGAUACCCUAGCCCAAGAUGUCACUCCUCAUGCUUCCUACUGAAAGGCAUUAUCCAGCAAAGGCUGCGUAUAGGGGAGGGAGCAUUAUGAGUACAAUAAUAGCGAAGUUCACGACAUUUGACUUGUUGGAACGAGCGAAACAGUCACCAUUCAAGCAAUUCUUCUUAGCUCCGCCUCUAUAAUAUUCUGGAGUUAUUAUUCACCGGUUACUGCUUAGGAGAGUUGUUGGUAGAGGAAAGAACGAAUAUUGCUUGAAUUUUAAUAUUUGUGGUCAGAAUACAAGGUUUGGAAUUAGUGAAUUUGGUUUGAUCACUGGAUUGAAUUGUGGAAUUUCUCCGGAUCAGGCAAAGUAUAAAGAAAUGACCAAGAGUAAAAGACUUCUCCAGACAUACUUGAACAAUAAAGAAUGUUUGUCUUCUGAAGAGUUGGAAGAUGGAUUCAAAAGGUGCGAUGUGAAAGAAGACGUAUGGAAAUUAGGUCUAUGUUUUUUGGUAGACUCUCUUUUAUUAUCUAGUGAACCAAAGAAGAAAUGCUUUAUUGAUGUCCUUUCCAUGGUGGAAAAUGAAAAUGACUUCUUCAACUAUCCUUGGGGGAGAUUAUCGUACGAGAAGACAUUAUUUGGCUUGACAAAAGAUAUGGAAAGGCUAAGGAAUAAAUACUUGAAGAAUGUUGAGCAAAAGAGAAAAAGACCAGCACCUCAGUACACAAUUUAUGGUUAUGCCAUUGCUCUGCAAUAUUGGGCCUAUGAAAUUUUCACAAAGUUAUCUGCAUUUGCUGAUCAACAACCCCUUGCCUUUCCAAGAAUGCUUAGCUGGUCAGCGCAUAAAAUGCUGAAAGAGAAAGAUAUUGAAGGUGUAUUUAAGAAAAAAAGUAAUCUUGUGAAGGCCAUGCUCAAUCCAAGACCCGAAGAGAAAGAAUUUCAUGACUCUAUUAUUCAAGGACCAGAUGAACUACUCAUGGGACGUGUUAUUAACUUUGUAGACGAUGAUGUGGAAUUGGAGUUUGAAAGGGAAGAACGUGAGGAAUCUCCCACAAAGCUCGAUGUAGCAGAUGGGCAUCGUCACGAGCAAGACAAGAAAGAGAUACCAACUCCAAUUAACACCCACCAUGAAAAGAUGUUAGCUGAUAUUGACACUUUGAAAAGUAACCAACAAAGAAUGGAGGAGAAGUUGGAUUAUCUAAUUGAAUUAGUGCUCUCGCAACGUAAAGGUAGUGAUUCUGAGGAUUCAUUAUCAGAUGAGCAUCUUGCUUCACCACACCAUACAUUUAUUAUGGAGCACGUUGUUGGAGAAGAUAGCCCUAGCUGUAAGGUGGUAUCUCCUGGAGAUAUGGCUGGGGUGUAA